Messenger RNA from Baudoinia panamericana UAMH 10762, 1468 nucleotides. RefSeq lists its product as uncharacterized. Gene Ontology annotation, biological process: carnitine transmembrane transport; mitochondrial transport. Gene Ontology annotation, molecular function: O-acyl-L-carnitine transmembrane transporter activity. Lineage: Eukaryota; Fungi; Ascomycota; Dothideomycetes; Mycosphaerellales; Teratosphaeriaceae. The transcript has a single exon. Gene Ontology annotation, cellular component: mitochondrial envelope. The record is from RefSeq and is a predicted model, not a curated record. The coding region runs from base 216 to 1184 and encodes 322 amino acids.
CCGAGGCUCUGCACAUCCGAUCGUCUGCCUUCCAAGCCUCCAAACCUUCCAAGCAUUGCAAUUUGGCAAAGUCUGGCUGGGCCUUGCACGCACCGUAUCCCUCUGGCGUACUAUCGCCCAUAUGGUCAUCUACAAGGCCAUGGCACAAUAACCGCAGCCACCACCUUCAGUCUCUAGCCUUCAGAAGCUACAAAGCUCCGCUAGCUUAGCCCAGCAUGUCCUCCUCGUCUUCCGUCACAGAGAAGCUGCCUUCCGCCGAAGAAGUCGCCAAGGAUGUCGCCGUCGUCGCCAAAAAGUCGUUCUCGAGCUUACGAGACCUUGUGGCAGGCGGCGUGGGUGGUGUAUUCGCCGUGGUCGUAGGACAUCCAUUCGAUCUGGUCAAAGUGCGGUUACAGACGGCGGAGAAGGGGGUGUACACAGGGGCGAUGGACGUGGUGAGGAAGACGAUUGCACGUGAGGGACCUGUACGCGGACUCUAUGCCGGUGUAUCAGCGCCACUGGUGGGUGUGACUCCCAUGUUCGCUGUGAGCUUUUGGGGUUACGGCGUGGGCAAGCAGCUCGUCGAAUCCGUCAGCGAAGUCAAGGAUGGCCAGUACUCGGUCGCGCAAGUCUCGGCAGCAGGCUUCUUCUCCGCCAUUCCCAUGACUCUCAUCACUGCGCCCUUCGAGCGUGUGAAGAUUAUCCUACAAAUACAGGGGCAGAAGCAAUUAGCGCCCGGCGAGAAACCACGCUACAACGGCGGAGUGGACGUUGUCCGACAACUCUACAAAGAAGGCGGCAUUCGUUCCGUCUACAAAGGCUCCCUGAUGACGCUGGCGCGAGACGGACCAGGCUCAGCAGCAUACUUCGCGACAUACGAAAUCAUUAAGCGUCGACUAACACCCAAAGACGCAGACGGCAAGCCCGGCAAACUGAGCUUGACAGCCGUUUGCGCGGCUGGUGGUGCCGCAGGUGUCGCAAUGUGGAUCCCUGUUUUCCCGGUCGACACAGUCAAGAGCCGGUUGCAAUCCGCAGAAGGCAACCUCAGCAUCAUGGGCACAGUACGAGAGCUCUACGGUAAAGGCGGUGUUCGAGCGUUCUUUCCCGGGUUUGGACCCGCGAUGGCUAGAGCUGUGCCUGCAAACGCCGCAACGUUCUUAGGCGUGGAGCUGGCGCAUGCAGCGAUGAAUCAGGUUCUCGGAUGAUUGUACAAUAUUGGGUGAUGUACAGACUUCUUUUGUUACAAGAGCCACUUUUGGCGGCAGAGAUUACCGAUCAUUCAGCCAUGAGUGCUGCGAUGGCUGUCAGUAUGAGUAAGACCGUUCCUGCGCUCGGGGAAGCCUCACCGCGUUCUCAAUAUCAUGCCUUCGGUGCGGAUCCGGUGGAAGACCUUCGGUCAGGUAAUCGUACAUGUGUGAACUCUGGCUUGGUUUUCGUGCAAUAUGCUUCGUAGCAUUAGAGGUGUACGAGUUAUGCAGCUCCUUGGACU